Molecule: messenger RNA, 2169 nt
Organism: Ixodes scapularis (black-legged tick)
Lineage: Eukaryota; Metazoa; Arthropoda; Arachnida; Ixodida; Ixodidae
Gene: Syt14
Product: synaptotagmin-14
Exons: 12
Coding region: 310-1896 (528 amino acids)
Source: RefSeq, a predicted model, not a curated record
GGGCCAGAGGCGCAGCGCGGUAAGAAAAAGCCUAGCGAAGCUCGAAUGCGGUAGUAUCAGUCCCAGAACUAGCACGUCUAUCGCUGCAACUACCCUAGAAAUAUUGCCGUGUUACGAUAGAUUACACCCUACCUCGUGGAUUACACCAAGAAGCUCUGCGUGAAACCAGUGAAACUUCAGCGCCGCAUCACAAUUAACAUCAGUUCGUUCAUGGGGUUCGGUGAGAUGGUUUCUGUUUGUGUUCGUUUGUGUCAACUGUCAGUCUUGGCUCGUCGGGUCUUUUGCCGCUGAGCCACCGCGUGGAACAACAUGAAGAUGCUUACAGUUCCCACCGAAGCGACGGCAUUCCUGGGGGCCGUCGGCAUGAUCCUGGUGGUAUUGGUCGUCUUCUACCUCUACCUGAACAAGAAGCUGUGCUUCACCACCGUCGGUGGCUUUCCCUGCUGCGAUGUCGCACCGACACCACGUGAAAAAGAGAAGAAAGUGGCAGCCAGGGAUCUAGGCAGCGCAUUUGCGUACGAGGACGCCGAGUCAUCCACAGACAGCGACGAGGAAGUGAUUCAGCAGCUGCAUCAUUCGGCCAGCACGCAGAGUGGCUUCCUUGGCAGUGCAGCAGUGCGGAGAGUGUCCUGCAUGGGUCAGUCAUCUGAGCCCAUGGGAGGCAAAGGGGCGGGCCAACUGCCGCAGCCUGACCUGGUAUCCCUGGUGGAAAGCGGGCGCGGGGCGUCGAGUGGCGCCGACACGGCGGAUGAGGAGGACGGUGCCAGCCACCGCUCCCGCACCGUGGGCGGGAUGCCGUCCCAGGUGUCCACCUCGGCUACGGUCCGGAGCGCCCUCCACUACGAGAACGGCGCCUUCCUCAAGGCCGAGGACUCCCCGCUGUCCCUCAUGGCAUGCGGAGGCACCGACGAGCCUAUGCUGCUGGAUCUGGCCGAGGAAGAGCUUCGCUGCGUCGGAGCCACGGGACUGCGAGGAGAUGUGGGUCCGUCGGAGUCCACCACCCGCUGCGGUGCCCUGGAGCUGACCUUCAACUACAGUCCAGCCUCGCGCAAGCUUACGGUGGGAGUUCUGCGUGCCCACGACCUCCCCAGCCGAGACCGGGGUGGCGCCAACAGCGUGCAGGUGCGUCUGCUGUUGCUCCCCCACAAGCGGCAGAAGUUCAAAACCAAGAUCCGGCAGGCAAGCCAGGACACCCGUUUCGACGAGAGCUUUGCCUUCAGCCGCAUCAGUCCCGAGGAGGUGAACACGAUGGGCCUGCGAGUUCGGCUCUACGGCUGCGAGCGUAUGCGUCGGGAGCACCUGGUUGGAGAGACCGUGGUGCCCUUCUCUUUCCUUGGGCUAGACCAGCAGACCACCCUGUGGCUGGUUCUGGAACCUCGCUCCAACCUGGCUCACUGGGACUCCAAGUGCGAGAUCUCGAGCCUGGCCCGGUCAGACUCUACAGGCUCGACGCAGUCCAUGCAGCACGGAGGGCUCCCCGAGCUGCUGCUAGGACUGGCCUACAACGGCACCACGGGACGCCUAGCCGCAGAGGUCAUCAAGGGCAGCCACUUCCGCAAUGUGGCCAUGAACAGGGCACCAGACACCUUUGUGAAGCUGACGCUGAUGUCGUCGAGUGGGCAGGAGAUUGCACGCAGCAAGACCUCGGUGCGCCGGGGCCAGCCCAACCCUCUCUUCAAGGAGACUUUCGUGUUUCAGGUGGCCCUGUUCCAGCUGCCCGACGUGACGCUCAUGGUGUCGGUGUACAACAAGCGGUCGAUGAAGCGCAAAGAGAUGAUUGGCUGGUUCUCUCUGGGGCUCAAUAGCUCGGGGGAGGAGGAGCUGUCGCACUGGAGCGACAUGCGCGAGAGCAAGGGCGAGCAGGUGUGUAGAUGGCAUGUGCUGUUGGAAACCUAAUCCCAAGGGCGACGUAAAUGUCCCGCGAAGUCGUCCAACCCGGCCACGGCCUGUCCCGUCUCCCUCACACCGACAUCCCGAAGGAAGGGUUUGGUUUGGUUCCUGCGCCGUUUUCGCAUGGUUUGGUUUUUGGCAAGUUUUCUGAUCCAAAGGUAAGCUUUUAUGUUGUUUUUUUUUCUCUACAAUUUAUUGCAGCAUUGGCUUUUCAAUGCCCCUCCCAGCGUCAUGAUGAUGUGAGUUAUAAAUAAAUAGCACGACGACACGUAGUGCCGA